Molecule: messenger RNA, 1347 nt
Organism: Didymosphaeria variabile
Lineage: Eukaryota; Fungi; Ascomycota; Dothideomycetes; Pleosporales; Didymosphaeriaceae
Exons: 3
Coding region: 1-1347 (448 amino acids)
Biological process (GO): lipid metabolic process
Source: RefSeq, a predicted model, not a curated record
AUGGUCAAUCUCUACUUCCAGCCCGAUGCGCAGCUUACGACGCAGGACCGCAUGGUCCUAGACAUUCUACAGAAAGACUAUGAUAGACACAAGAAGGUUAACGGCACCGAGCAGCAGCCUUCUCAGGAUUCAGAAGACUCUGGCAAGAAGCACACUCGCUUCGACUCAGCCUCACCGGAGGAUGCCCAAGAAGCCGAAGAGCAGGCUCUCGCACAUUUGAAAGAGCUCAACAAUCCCACUUCCGACCAAUUCGAGCCCACCGUCUUCGUGACCGUCGACUAUCCGAACAUUACGAACCCCCUCCUCCGCAAAUACAUCGUCGAACCGUACGUGCGAUGGGGCCGCUCCGUUGUGCGCGUCGACACCGACGUCGUUAUGCUCACCCACCUGCUUCUUUACCUCACCACAAGCAUCCCGUCGGCUAUCUACCUCUUCUACAACUUCCACUGGUGGCACGGCCCGCUGCAUUCCAUCAUGCAGCUAUAUUACAUGGGCUCAUACACGUUGAUGAUGCACCAGCACAUUCACAUGCGUGGCAUAUUAAACAAGGCGUACUCAGCAGUUGAUCUGGCCUUCCCUUACAUCUUAGACCCGAUGAUGGGCCACACAUGGAACUCGUACUACUUCCACCACGUCAAGCACCACCACGUCGAAGGCAACGGCCCCAAUGACCUCUCCUCGACGAUACGAUACCAGCGAGACGAUGUUUGGCAUUUCUUACAUUACCUCGGGCGAUUCUACUUCCUCAUCUGGUUUGAUCUACCGCGAUACUUCCUGCGCACGCGCAAACCUGAGCUAGCACUCAAGGCGGGUGCGUGCGAGAUUGCCAGCUAUGUUUGCUUGUAUACCUUGUUCACCUAUGUGAAUGCGCGGGCGACCGUUUUCGUGUUUCUCGUACCGUUGGCAAUCAUGAGAUUGGGUCUGAUGAUAGGCAACUGGGGGCAGCAUGCGUUCGUCGACGAGACCGAGCCAGAUUCGGAUUUCAGGUCCAGCAUCACCGUGAUCGACGUUGCCAGCAACCGCUACUGCUUCAAUGACGGCUAUCACACAUCGCACCAUCUGAACCCCAUGCGUCACUGGCGCGACCAUCCCAUUGCCUUUCUCGCCCAAAAAUCCACAUACUCAUCCGAACACGCCCUCGUCUUCUACAACAUCGACUACCUAAUGAUCACCUUCAGCUUGCUGGCGAAGAAUUACGAGCACCUCGCCAAAUGCCUGGUACCGAUGGGUGAUCAGAUGGAGCUCAGCAUGAAAGAAAGGGCAGAGAUGUUGCGCAGCAAGACCCGUAAAUUCAGCGAAGAGGAGAUUGCCGCGAAAUGGGGCAAGCAGUUUGCGAAAUUAAAGUAG